AUGUCGAAUCUUGAUACAAGUAGAUUCGUACCAGAAUAUCGUCGAAACAACUUCAAAUCUAAAAAUAUAUUUAGAAUAGAUGAAUUAAGAAGAAGACGUGAAGAACAACGGUUGGAAAUUAGGAAGCAGAUAAAGGAGGAAUCGUUAGCAAAAAGACGAAAUUUAAAUCUUCCAUUAGGGUUGGAAACUACAGAGAGCGAUGAUGAAGAAUCAGCUCUUCAUCUUGAAAAUCAGCUUAAUAAUGAAUUACCUCUGAUGAUUGCGGGUGUUUUUUCUGAUAAUAUUGAGGAACAAAUUCCUGCGACAACUAAAUUCAGGAAGCUUUUAUCAAAGGAAAGAAAUCCGCCCAUCGAAAAGGUUAUUGAAUGUGGCGUUGUUAGUCGUUUUGUAGAAUUUUUAAAAAGUCCUCAUACUUUGGUUCAGUUUGAGGCAGCAUGGGCCCUUACUAAUAUUGCUAGCGGUAGUUCUAGUCAAACUCAAGUUGUUAUUGAAGCAGGCGCAGUUCCUAUAUUUGUGGAACUCUUAUCAAGUCCUGAGGCAGAUGUUAGGGAGCAGGCAGUUUGGGCAUUGGGUAAUAUUGCAGGAGAUUCACCAGAAUGCAGGGAUUUCGUACUUCGUGCAGGAGCUUUAAAACCUUUGCUUUCUCUUUUGACUGAGUCUCGGAAACUUUCAAUGCUUCGUAAUGCCACUUGGACACUUUCUAACUUUUGUCGAGGAAAAAAUCCACAACCUGAUUGGAAUACUAUUUCGCCAGCACUGCCUGUCUUAGCUAAAUUAAUAUUUUCAUUGGAUGAUGAAGUUUUGAUUGAUUCUAGUUGGGCUAUAAGUUAUUUAAGUGACGGAUCCAAUGAUAAAAUUCAAGCAAUUAUUGACGCGGGAAUUCCUAGACGCUUAGUAGAAUUACUUAUGCAUCCUUCAACUUCUGUUCAAACACCUGCUUUAAGAUCAGUGGGAAACAUUGUUACUGGAGAUGAUAUUCAAACUCAAGUUAUAAUUAAUUGUGGUGCACUUCAGGCGUUGUUAUCUUUGCUUUCGUCUCCAAAAGAUGGAAUUAAGAAGGAAGCUUGUUGGACAAUUUCGAAUAUAACUGCUGGUAAUUGUACUCAGAUUCAAGCAGUGAUUGAUGCCAAUAUUAUUCCUCCUCUUAUUAAUUUGCUUGCUAAUGCGGACUUUAAGACUAAAAAGGAAGCAUGUUGGGCCUUAAGUAAUGCAACAUCUGGGGGGUUAUCUAGGCCCGAUCAAAUAAGAUAUCUAGUUUCUCAGGGAUGUAUAAAGCCUUUAUGUGACUUAUUGACUUGUUUGGAUAAUAAAAUUAUCCAAGUGGCUUUAGAUGGUCUUGAGAAUAUUUUAAAAAUUGGUGAACUAGAUAAAGAAAAUAAAGGAGGAUUAAAUCGGUUUGCAUUGUAUAUUGAAGAAGCAGGAGGUAUGGAGAAGAUUCAUAACCUUCAACAGAAUUCAAAUCAGGAAAUUUAUCUAAAAUCAUAUAAUAUAAUUGAAAAAUAUUUUAACGAUGAAGAUGAUAUCGAUUCUGGAUUAGCACCUCAAGUGGAAGGUCAAACAUUCAGCUUUGGAAAUAUAGCUAGUAAUGCAGAAUUUCCUGCUACACAACAAUUCGAUUUUUCUAAUAUAAAUACGAACGGAGAUACUACGAUGAGUUAA
Pneumocystis murina B123 is the source of this 1659-nucleotide messenger RNA. RefSeq lists its product as hypothetical. The record is from RefSeq and is a predicted model, not a curated record. Gene Ontology annotation, molecular function: nuclear import signal receptor activity; protein binding. The transcript is spliced from 6 exons. Gene Ontology annotation, cellular component: nucleus; cytoplasm; nucleoplasm. The coding region runs from base 1 to 1659 and encodes 552 amino acids. NCBI's taxonomy places the organism in Eukaryota, Fungi, Ascomycota, Pneumocystomycetes, Pneumocystales, Pneumocystaceae. Gene Ontology annotation, biological process: NLS-bearing protein import into nucleus.